Messenger RNA from Chiloscyllium plagiosum (whitespotted bambooshark), 12256 nucleotides. Its product is annotated as ETS domain-containing protein Elk-4-like. Gene Ontology annotation, biological process: regulation of transcription by RNA polymerase II; cell differentiation. Gene Ontology annotation, cellular component: nucleus. Gene Ontology annotation, molecular function: sequence-specific DNA binding; DNA-binding transcription factor activity, RNA polymerase II-specific. Lineage: Eukaryota; Metazoa; Chordata; Chondrichthyes; Orectolobiformes; Hemiscylliidae. The record is from RefSeq and is a predicted model, not a curated record.
AAGCCUAGGUCUAACGCCUUCGUUUAGAGGAAUAUCACGCCUGUGAGGGUAAAUAUUGCAGCUCGUUAAUUCCUAACUUGUUCCAUUGCGUUGCGCCAAUCCACGUGUCUCUCUCUAGGACGCCGCGGACAUCCGCAGCUGAGCUGACAGCUCCCAGGAACCGAAAGGAAAUCGAUCAGGAGAAAGAAGGAGCGGGGAAGCGAGUGGGGACAAACACAGAAAUCGACAGAGGGGCAACAACACAAGGAGAGGGUUAUGAACGAAGGGGAGAGGGAGAGUUGUCAGAGGUUAAGCAGUUGCCUCCUGAGGGUGGGGAGGUGGAGUGAAGGGAGUUGUGGUGGUAGGGGGUGGGGGGAAUGCACAGAAAAUCUGGCGUGAGGUGGUUCUGAUCUCUCUCUCUCCCCCCUCCCCCCCCCCCCCACACACACACAGGCUGACAGGGAGAAGCACUCCCCACCCACCCCGCGCUGGAGAAAGCCCUGACCCCUAAAGUGACAGGAGACACCGUGAUAUUAACACGGGGAGGAGGUGGAGGCGAAGGGAAUUGACAAGAGCUGAAACUGAUCGGCAGGGAGAGCCGAUGCCAACAGCUCCCGCUUCACAGGGGGAAGUUCUCCCCUCCAGACCCCAGUAAAACGACCGGAGAAGGAUUUCUGCCAUUGUCAAAAACAGGAUUGUUUUGAUUCGGUUUUAAUAUUAAUAGCAUGAUCACCCUGGAACUGCCGAACCCGGAAUUCACUGAGAGAGAGACCUGGCUCGCUGGAGUUGGGGGCAGAAACUAGGGGAUUAAUCUUCACCAACUGAGGACUCCAGGAAGAUUCCAGAACGAUUUGCAGCCCUGUGGAAGAGGGAGAUGGUUAUCGAGUAUGAAACGUGGCAGUGCCAGCCAUGGAUAGUACCAUCACACUCUGGCAGUUCCUGCUGCAACUUCUCCUGGAGCCCAAGAAUGACCACCUGAUCUGCUGGACAUCGAAUGAUGGGGAGUUCAAACUGCUCAAGGCUGAGGAUGUGGCCAAACUCUGGGGAUUUCGCAAAAACAAGCCCAACAUGAACUAUGAUAAGCUGAGUAGAGCUCUGCGAUAUUAUUAUGACAAGAACAUUAUUAAGAAGGUGAACGGACAGAAAUUUGUCUAUAAGUUUGUGUGCUAUCCGGAGAUACUGAACAUGGACUUCAACAUGGUGGGCCGGCCUGAGAAAGGAAUGGACAUGGCUUUGCCUGACAUAAGUCGGCCACAAAAGGACAAGGAGAACCACAGCCAGGAGAAAGCAACCUCUUCCUCCAAGAUCUCGAGUCGCAAUGACUACAUCCGCUCAGGGCUCUACUCGUCCUUCACUUUGAACUCGCUACAAACUAAUCCCAACAUCUUUAAGUCCAUUAAAAUCGAGAACCCCGGUGAGAAACUACCGGAAGAGAAGAAGAAGAAGAAGCCACCUCCUCAGGAACCGGUCACGGUCAUUAAGUUUGUAACCAACCCACCGAAUAGGGAGCUGCCGGCUGCUAUGGUAGAACCUGUGGUGGUGCCCUCGGUUGCGGUGACCCCACCGAACCCCACAUCGUCAGAGGAGUCCCUGACUGUGCCAAACAUAGUGACGUCCUUCGCCUCGACUCCAUCGUCCGUCUCGCCCCCCACGCCUCUGCCAUUGAGUCCUGGCUCACCCAUUUUAGAGCCCUCGCUGGAUCCUGCUGCUGGUCUGGCCGUGGAGACUGAGUUGGCCACCAGCCCAUCAGAUGACCUGACCCAGUCUCUGGAACUCUCCUCAGACGGGGAAGAUCCAUCGCUGGACAGCUCGGAAACCAGACAUCACAAGGGUCGGUCAAAGAAGCCUAAGGGACUGGAACUGACUCCAGCUUUGGUUAUUACCAGCAGUGAUCCAAGCCCUCUGGCUCUGCCAAGUCCUCCCCUCCCAGCAGCAUCAUUGACACCUGCCUACUUAACCCAGACUCCAUUCUUACUGACUCCCAGUCCAUUAUUGUCCAGCAUCCAUUUCUGGAGUACCCUUAGUCCAGUGGCCACACUCAGUCCAGCCCGAAUGCCUGGAACCAGCACUUUAUUUCAAUUUCCAAACAUUGCCAACAGUCACAUGCAGAUCCCACUAUCGAGUGUGGAUGGCUCAUCAACUCCAGCCUCCUUGUCACCAGACCUUCAGAAGGCCUAACAAGGAAGCUGUCAUGUCAUGAUGCCUUGCCUGUGCAACAAGGUUACAAAGGGAGCUCCUCUCUGAGGAGUUGUGAUGACCAGUUGUGAUGAUGCCAACCCGUGUAAAAUUGGUGAUCAGGUAUCUGAGACCUCAACUGGCAGCUGUGAUGGCAGGCCCCUGCCCAGAACAACGUGGUAUGCUGGCAUAACGAUGGCAACAAUAGGACUUGUUUCAUUGUUCCUUUUACUUUUAAUCUUUGAUUUGGAAUCCACUUACUUUACUGAUUCCAUUUAAUCAAACAACUGUGACGAGAUUUAACGCUGUAUCAAUGCAAGUGAUAUGGAAUGGACAACGUUUUGCAUAUUUCAAAAUUUCUCUGGCACUACCCAGUUAUUUUGGAGUUCCUGCACCUGUACAGACCUUAUUGUUCAGCUCGAAGCAGUGAUCUCAAGGGAAGGCAGUUGACUUUUCUGUUUUAGAUCUCCGUUGCUGCCUUUAUCUUCUGCAUCCUCACUGAUUUAUGAGGGAUGGAGAUUAUGUCUAACUGGAAGACCAAAAAGAGCUUGAGUCACACUGCCCGGCACUCUCUCCAUCUUUUCAGAUUGGAAUUCACCUGUAGAAUGUGAACAGCAGCUUUCAAAGUGUUCCUUCAUUAAGUUUCAUUGCUGAGGCUCCCACAGUCUCAGCUGCACAACUGAUUUCAAGAAACGGGAAUCCCACACCCAGACUACAUAUCAUCAGUGCAGCCUGCUCCUCCUAUCCCUUGGGAGAGACCUGCCCCUUCUCCAUUACUUGGAUCUUCACUUUUGUGAGUGAAGGCAGGGCCUGUCUGGAAUCUGCUAUGUGUGUGCGACAGGACUUAAAGAACCACACUCUCAGCUCCUUCUGUCCACUGCCAGUGCACCUAUGGGGCAAUUUAUGAAUACCACUUCAGUUUUGAUGGGCAAAGUUGCUCUGCCCAGGCUGAAGAAUUACAUUUAUCAACUGAACCCACGGCAGGUUGCGUUGUAGCUUUUCCUUGAUUUGAUAAACAAAGGCCCCUCUCAGUUUUCUGGUACCCACCGAAAACUUCAUCUGUAGUUCUGCCUUGCCCCCCAGCUUCCACCAUUUGAUGACUCUAUCCCACCAACUCACACUGUUCAAACUAUUAGUUCCACCAUCUCUGUUCCUUUUCAUGAGGCCUAUCGUUGCAAUUCCACUUCUAUCAUAUCUUCGUCUCCACUUCCAACUUGGUGCCUCUUUUCUUCUCUCUGGGAAGCUUCAGCCUCUUUAAUUUUAUUAGCUCUUCAGCUUUAACUAGCUGAUGCAUCCCAUUCUUUAUCUUUCAUCCCUUAUAAUUUCUCUCAUUUUCUGCUCCACUAUUCCAUGACAUUGCUUUUACCCCCAAUGAAUAACUUGAUCAUGAGCUGGAUUUAAUUGCACUGAGUACAAAUCAACAGAUUUUGAACAGAUGAUAAUUUUUCUCAAAGUUUUAAGUUUUUUUUAACAUCAAGGAAAUUAACAAAUGAGCAAACACUGUCUGAGGUUCAGUAUUGAUUUAUAAUGCUAUAUUUGCUUUAGGUAGGUGAAAUCUCUUGUUUUUCUAUUAGGAUGUCAUCUCAUUUUUUGACUGGCAUGCAAAGGGACUGUGUGUGGGUUUUGUGCAGGUGGAUGAUUAAACCAAACUCGUUCCUCAACGCGAUGAUGGUUAUGUCACACCAAACCUUUUCCUCUCGAGGAGACCUUUAUUGGGUCUUUUUUUUUUGAAAAGCAAUCAUUUGCAGGCUAUGGGCAUUGCUGGCUAAAGCCACAUUUGUUGCCCAUCUAUCACUGACCUUGAGAAGGUGUUGGUGUGUUACCUGCAUGAACCAUUGCAAUCCCGUGUGGUGUAGGGGCACAGUCAAUGCUGCUGGUGGACUAGGUGGGAGUUUUCCAAGAUGUUUGCAUGUCAUAUAAAUGGUUGGUGCUUCAAAACAUUUAGCGAGAUGUUUUAUUUUGUAAGUUUUUAAUGGUACAUGAAAGAUUUGGGUGCUAAGUUGGUUUUCUGAGUUCUAAUCUCAUUGCAAUGCAAAGAAUACUGCACACUAACAAAACGAAAUACUUUCCAUUUUUAGUGACCAACAUUCUAACACAUGAACGUAUGAAUUAAGAGCAGAAGAAGGCCAUUCAGCCUUCCCUCACAGCCUAGCAUCUCACCAGCAUCACCUCCCAAAUGACUCAACUCUUCCAGCCAAGCCUUGUUGCCAUCAAAUCAAAUCUUUGAUCAAUCCUUGAGGAGCAAUGCUUGUUUUUGAUCCUAAGGGUGGUGUCACCGUGUUUUGAAAAUGGAUGUCAUGCUGUAAUCAGGUUGAAAUGAGCAUAACGUUUGAUAUGAUGUUGGGAAGGGAAGUAUCCCUCAGCCAAUGUUCCUCCCUAAAGGAGCAGCAACUAAACAAAGAGAUAGAUUAACGAGUCAGCGCAUUGUCACCCUGAGAGAUGCUAGAAUCACUUCAUCUGUCACUAUAGAUAAUGUGGCCACACUUCACAAAGGAAUUGUUAAGUGGAAAUAUUUCGGCACUUUUUAAGAACUGAUUAAAAGCAAGAAUCAUCGUUUGUGAUAUUUCUGUUCAAUCCUAAUUUUCAACUGAAUCAAAACUUGGCUCUGGCUGGAUGCUAAGGGGACGUGAUAAUGCCAAUUAGCAUCACUUCAGUGUCAGAAUUUAGUCAUAAAUUCUGACCAAACAGGUUUCAAGAACAAAGACAUUUUCUGAGUAGAGUGACAUGGGCAGAUCUUUUGAUAUACAUUUCCAUCGUAUCUGUUUAUCACUCGCCAAUGAACUAAUUACAGAGCUGACGAGCAGAGAACGUAAAUCGAGUGAAAUCAACUGGGCAUCUAGGCCAGUGCCAAGAGCAAAGUGUUUUGGGCAAGUAUGCAAGCACCAGAAAUGAAGCUACUGGGAUUGAGAGCUCUUCCUUAACUUUCAAGGAAUGGAAUAAAUUUGCCAACAUCUUUUUUUUUGAAAACGGAUUAUUUAAUCUAGUUGAAACUGACUGUGAGGGUCUUGUUUUCCAGUUGGACUAAACAUCUCCAUUUGUUAUUGAAAGUGCAGAGUGGUCAGGAAAGCAAGAAACUCACUUCCCAAUCCCAUGUGCAAGGGGUUUGAGGUGUUUCUGGAUGCUGACAACAGACAAGAAGCAGAGGGGCAGAGUGGUGAGAGAUGAGACACUCAUCACUGAGAGUUGCCCACUGUGCCAAUUCCAAAACUUUACUGGGGUGUGAGCGGGAUCAUUUGUGCAUAUUUGCUUUAUUUACAUUGAAAAUUUAUUGAAAUUCAUGAACAAAAACUUCCACAGCAGAAGAUUCAGAGGAGGAAGAAAUAGAGUUUAGCUUUAAACACAAAUCAGACUUGUUUUGUAUUUUGUUUACAUUUGAGACAUUUCGAAAAGAGUAAAAUUCUCACUGAAAGUCAAGAUUAGGUAGCUAGCGACCAAUUAGGAAAGAAAUGAUUUAGCAGUGACCCCACAGACAAUAAAGCAGAGAGAAUAGUCACCAUCUAGUACAGAGUUCUGUGUGGGUUGUUUUCAGAUAUAGAGCGGCAGGAUGGUUUUAAACCACAAAAUUGAUCACGGAACUGCUUGAUGUAUCCAUGGGGGUGUGAAAUUGAUCAUCACACCACAAACUGGGAAGCCUAACCUGCUUGUGCUGAGUUCCUGCUCAUCCCAUUAAAUUUUGCAAAACCUUCCAGGAAAACCCUGGAGUCUCUGGGAAUUAAUGAUUAAUCUUCUGAACACUGCUCGUGGGAAAGUAUAUAUUAGGAAUGUCAAAAGAAAAUUGUAUUUUUAAAAUUCUUUUCUUUGAACGGCUUUGUUAAUUCAUUAGAAAACUAUUGGACUUGGUCUUUUCAACAAAGGGCUGUUUGUCUGGGCAGGAGGAUUGGAGGCAAGGAUGAUACCUCUAGGAAUACAUCCGAUUAGAGUUGGUAUCCCAAGAUCUCAGAAGUUUUCAUUUUAAACAAUGAAACAAAAACAGUCUACUGCAAGCACUGAUGCCAUCCCUCCUAAUCGUCAAUUAACCUGUGCCAUCAGCGAGACAAGGCAUCAACUAUCUCCCAAUGUCUUUGCCAAAGGUCGGUGGCCUUCAUUAGCCUUAAAUCAGGAAGGAAAAAUACUUUGGAAUUCCUGUUUUCUCAAAAGGAAAAAGAAUAUCAGCUGAAAAGGCUGUGAGGUGACUAGAGGAAUAUUCUUAUUUAAUGUAUCUACAGUUUCAAAAGGGAAAAGUCUUAAAAAGUUCAUGUUUAUUGAUAUUUUUUGAUAUGAGAAGUGUAAAGAGCCAUGCGUCAUUUACAAGUAUGUUACUGAACAGUUAUCUGAUAAAACAGGGCUUAUUUUUGAUGGAUUAGCUUCCAUUUACUAAAAACCUGUCUGUGGGCUUUUAAGUGAUCAGAGCAUGUUGACACUACAGUUAUUCUUUAUACCUUCAGGUUGACUAGUGAUUAGUGGAAUUGUGUAUAUAGGUGCUGUUUGCUACAUAGUCAAUGUAAAGGUGUAAUGUGUUUUCUCAUGAAUUACAUCUCUGCCAGACAGAGAAAUUAGGAGUUAAAAUUAUAGUUUGUGACAUUAGUAUGAAAUACAUAAGUCAUUCACUUGAAACUUUUUUGUGCCUAUCAGAGGCAUUAAUCCAUCCUUAAAGCACAUUUAUUUGUAACAGUCAUUUAUUACAAGAGGCCAUUUGGUCUAUUGUGCCUAUGCUGACUCUUUGAAGUAGCUAUUCAGUUAGUGGCCACCCCAUUGAACUAGUGGCCACCCUUCUCCCUCUUUCUCCAGAGGCCUCCAAAGCUUUUCCUUUUCAAAAAAUAUCCAAUUUCCUUUUGAAAGCCAACAAUAAAUCUGUUUACUCUAAUUUUUCGGGCAGACUUUCCAUAAUUUACUAUGUUUUUUAAAAGUCUUCUGAUCUCCCCUUUUGUCAGUUAUCCAAAAUAUGUGUCAGCUGGUUACUGAAUCUUCUACCAGGAGAUUCUGAUCUCUAACUUUACUGAAGCUCCUGAGUGUGUUUGCUACUAAUUUUGCAUUGAAUUUAACCCCUUUUGGUUUGUGGGCUAAUGUUUCUGGUGACUGAGAGCAGGAGAAAAAAUAUCGCAGCACGAUUAAUAGAACAAAAAUUUGCAGAGAUCUUGGUUGUGUAGUUAACCAUUCUCAUUUGUGCUUGGAUGUUAUAGUUAGUUGGAACACUAUCCUUUCACCUUUUUGACCCACACUUUGUAAUCUGACUUAACCUCGAACAACACCAGUUAAUUUCCUGCAUUUUGUCUAACUCAAAAAUGGAAUUAAGGAAGUAGAAAUCCAUUUCCUAUUUGGUGCAUGUCUAUAGCACACAACUGGGAAAUCAUAUGUAGACGAAUUUCAAGGACUCCUGGUGUGGGGUAAGGGAAACGUCACACAGAUUUUGUUGGGCUUGCUCAGAGGGUAAAGUCCCAUUACUAAGCUAGAGGUAAUCCUGCAUCUAAACUGUCUUAUUUCCCGACCUGAGAAUGAUGAAUGCUGACAUGAAUUUAAAAAGCAAAACUUUCCUUGAUCAACCUCAUUGUGAGAGAGCACCAUAAUAAUAACGAUGGGAAACCUGGUUGUCUGCAGUACAACUUUGCAAUUGUUGACCAUGACAGCGUGUCAGGCCACAUGAUAAAUUGAAAGAAAGAGGAAAUUGAAGCCCCUUCAUGCUGCUUAUUGUCCUGGGUACAGUCAAAAUAGUCAAGGAUUUAGACUCAAAAAGGUUUGUGCCCACUUACAUUUCAAUGCCAUUAAAGGUAUAAAUAUAAAGAAUUGGGACAGGAUAUUUAUAAGCUAACAUUAACUCAUAAGACCAUAAGAAAUAGGAACAGGAGUGAGCCAUUUGGCCCCUCAAUAGGAUCAUGGCUGAUCCAACAUUCCUCACUUUUCUGUCUUUCCCUGUAACCCCGACUGAUUAAAGAAUCUAUCGCCACCUUAAACAUACACAACAACUCUGCCCCCACUGCUCUCAGUGGCAAAGAUUUCCAAAGGCACUCAACCCUCUGAGAGAAGAAAUCUCCUUAUCUCAAUCUUAAAGUUAUUCUGAAACCCUCUGGUCCUAGACUGUCUCAUGAGGAGAACCAUCCUCUCAGCAUUGACCCUGUCAAGUCCCUUAAGAAUUCAAUUUUUUCAAUGAGAUCACCUCUCAUUCUUCUAAACUUCAGUGAGUAGAGUAGAGAGCUCUCAGAACAAUUCCCCCAUAUCAGGGAUCAUCCCAGUGAACAGCUCCGAACUGCCUCCAAUUUAAUAAUAUUUGUCCUUAAAAUAAGGGUUCCAAAAGUUCUCAGUGUACACCAGUUGUAGUCUCACCAGCACAUUUUACAUUGUAGCAAGAUUUGAUUUGCAAACCCCUGCAGUGACUACAAAGAAUUUAUUUGCCAGAAACUCUAGUGUCAAGAGUACCAAGUGCUUGUGACAUUAUAUAACAUAGGUCCAUGGCUGUUGGAUGACACCAAUUGUCCUCUUGGCUGUAUAUAAAAGAUCCCAUUAUACUGUAUUGAAGAAGGACAUGGCAGAAGUGUUUCUGAGAUGGCCUGACAGAUGUUCAUCCCUCAACUAACUUUAAUAUUUUAGUGAAAAGAAACUGAUCUGGCUAUAACUGCAUGGCUGUUUUUUGGCACCUUGCUGUGUACAAAAUCCACUGCCAAAUUUCCCAGGAUUACAACACUUCUUGUCCCUGAGAUUCUCUGAGUUCCUUAAGAUAUGGAGAGAAGUGCUCCUUAACUAUCACAAACCAUUUUUGGUGCAAUAGAGAACACUGUUGACAAAUUAAGUUUAAUUCAUUCACUGGAUGUGGGUAUCACUGACUAGGCCAGCAUUCACUACCCUUUCUAAAUUGUCCAGAGGGCAGUCAAGAGUCAACAACAUUACCGUGAGCCGAGGUAAGGUUAGAAGAUAUUCUUUCCUGAAGAACUUUACAGAAUCAUUUGGGUUUUUAAUGACAAUCAUGGUCAACAUUAGGCCAAUUCUUCCUUCCAGCUUCAAUUGAAUUCAAAUUUUGCGAUCUGACAUGGCAGGAUUUGAACUCAUACCCCCAGGUCAAUGAUUUAGGGGUUCUACUUUGCUAGUCAAGUGACAUUAUCACUAUGUCACUGCCUUCCCAUGUUGGGGUAGAGAUGAGGGAGUUGCACUCUGUAACUGUGCUGGACUAAUUGUGAGCUAUGAAAUGUAAAGAUAUUCAAUUCCUAGGGUUGGACAGAAAAUUCUUCACCCUCUCCUACCCCUUGCCAGCAAGAUAACAAAACAGCUAUAAUGGAGGUAAAGGUGGUGGCUUGUUCACCUUGGGUAGGUUUUGACCCCCUUGUGUAUUGAUACUGUUCAGAUAAAUUGUGUAAAGAAUUGAAAGGUAUGAUUAUAUUAUUUUGUCGUCUCCUGAAAAUUCAAGUGCUUCUGCUUUUGAGCUGUUACGUCUUUUUGUGUCUGAGAGAGCUGACAAUAAUAUGUGAAUGCAAAUUCUGCACAGAAUAAUGCAAAGUGUUUCUAUUCAAAAAAGCUAUGAUAAUGAGAUUUUGCUUAAAGCUAAGUUCAGUGGAUUAUACUGUAUUUGAACUCUGUUCUGACUGCUGCACCUUGUGGUUGCCGUGCCAUUGAGAUAUCUGUUUCUUUCUGGUUUCUUAGAAUCCUGCUGUGAAUCCUGAUUGUACUCAGGCUGGUAAAAGAUGGGAAAUCCCUUUUAUUUGUGAUGAAACUAGCAACAUUUACAGGGCAAUUAUCAGUGGUUUUAUCCUCCCAGUUUCCCUCAAACAUCAAGGUGAUCCAGACAUGAUCCACAAAUGUUUGAAGAAUUGUUUCAGGCAGGGCAUAUCAGUGAUUGGUUUGAUAUUACUCACCAGGGUCUCAUACAGCGCUGACCAUUUCAUCUUAUACUCAAUUCUGUCUUUGUUAUUUUAAACCUUUUCUGUAUCAAUCUCAGUGGUUGCUCAGUGGAUGAGACUCCCACUUCCAAGUGUGUAAAUUAAACCCAUUUCAAAGGUAUGAGUGCAGAAUUCUAUACAAGCACUCCCAGUGCAAUACUGAGGGGCCAUUAGACUGGCAGAGGUGCUAUCUUAGGCCUGAUCCAUCAGCCAGGUAUAAAGGAGCAGUAAUAUUCUCUCUCUUUAUACUUCAGCCAACGUCACUGAAAGCAUCUGGCUCUUUGGUGAGAUUUUGUUAGGGACAAAUUGUCACGUUUCUUCAUUACAACAGCGGCUUCAAUUCAAAAGAACAUCAUUGUCUGUAAUGUUUAAGACAGUGUGAGACAUUUGUUAUUGAAACAGCAAUAUUCUCUUGCCCUGCUUGCACAGCUAUUUGCUGGACAACAAAAACUGCUUUUGGAAGAAGGUCAGAAGUCAUAAGACACCAAGUUAUAGUUCAAUAGGUUUAUUUGAAAUUACAAGCUUUCGUAGUGCUGCCCCUUCAUCAGGUACAGUGCUCUGAAAUCUUGUGAUUUCAUUAACCUGUUGGACUAUAACCUGGUGUCAUGUGACUUCUGACUUUGUCCACCCUAGUCCAACAUUGGCACCUCCACAUCUUGGAGGAAGGUAAUACCAUUGGACUUAGUGCCUGAUAACCCUGAAUCUCAUUUACACACCAUCUCCAUAAACCCAUCUCUGCAGAGGUUACCAAUCCCCUUGGCUCCUCUUGAAGUUAAAGGUUAACCUCUGCUAAGACCACACAAACCAUAGGUCCAUAACCAAAGUCUGAGAAGGGGACAGAAAAACAGUCAGAUUGUCCAUCAAAAAUCAUCCAAUCAGAUAAUAAGAAAUCUGUUUGCGUGCCAAUGGAUAAGAGAGAGUGGGAAAAUGAAGAGUAAUGUGUUGUACAGCCAGUGGUGAGAGGACAAGGGUGGUUGAGUGUGUGAGAACAUGUGAUGGAACCUAUAAUCUAUUAAAAUGCAUAUGCAAAAAUCAUUUCCUCUUCAUUUAAUUGUUUCUUGAACCUACCAAUAAUUCCCUAUCAAUAGAUCUCUUUAGUAACAAUUUCAAAUCAGAAAUAUGCAAAUUAGGAGUAGGACCUCCUCAAGUCUGAGCGACAUUCGAUAAGUUUAUGGCUAGUCUGAUUACUCCACUUUCCCACCUGACUCACUGGUAACUUUUUCACUCAUUUUGUUUAUCAAGAAUCUAUAUUACACUCGCUUAAAAAUAUUCAGAAGCUCUGCUUUUACUGUCUUUCAAGGGAGAUAGUUCCAAAGUCUCAUGACUUCACGAGUAAAAAUGUCUCAGGCCUGUCCUAGGUGGGAGAGCCUUUAUUUUUACUGCCCUGGAUGAAAUUGAUCCCCUUGAUAAUUGCCUUCUUAUGCUCAUAUCUUUUAAUUUCCCUGCAAUUUUAAAACUUUUCACUGCCACAAACAACGUACAGAAAUAAUAUUUUUUUCUUAUUCAGAAUCUUGGAAUAGUUUCUCUAGGGAUUCCUCUAUUCUAAAGAAAACAAGCCUAACCUAUUCAUGAUUUAGAUUCCUGAUAAAUGUCAUAGUCUUUGCUGAUGGUAACUAUGAAAAUAUUCCAUCCUUAACUGGUGUGGUCUAAAUAUGACUCCAGACCCACAGCAACGUGGCUGACAUCUUAGCUGCUUUCUGAAAUGGCCCAGCUAAGUGUUCAAAGUCAAUUAGAUUUAAUUGAUAAUACUGACCCAUUAAACAUUAAUAAAGAUUCCAGAGUUCAGUGUUAGAUUUGAAAUUCAGCUGCUUUACUGUGAGUGUGCAGAUGGGUUUUGAUCUACAAUGAGCGAGUUUAGAUGGAACCAACCUGGUUUAGCAGCAACAUUUCUCAUUUAUUUUAUAACUUAUUCCAAGGCUUCAUGCCAAGGCAAGUGAAAGUGUGGCCAUUAAUGAUAGAUGAUCAAAAUCUGAAACAUAUGAGAGGCUAGAAUUGGAGGAGAACAGAGAACCUGGAGCUAUGUAGAGAUGGAGGAAGUUACAGAGAUAGGGAGGAGUGUGGCUAUUGAAAGUAAGGAUAAGAGUUUUAAAAUUAAGGUGUUGCAGGAGUCAAAAAUCAAUGCCACACAGUGACCAUAGAGGAUGAUAGAUGAUCAGUCCAGGUUGAAAGAUAUGUAGGUUAUGUGGAUUGGCCUUGCUAAAUUGCCCUUAGUGUCCAGGGAUGUGCAGGCAAAGUGGAUUGGCCAUGAGAAAUGUAGGGUU